Messenger RNA from Python bivittatus (Burmese python), 3523 nucleotides. It is a transcript of the gene HOXA2, whose product is annotated as homeobox A2. The record is from RefSeq and is a predicted model, not a curated record. Gene Ontology annotation, molecular function: RNA polymerase II cis-regulatory region sequence-specific DNA binding; DNA-binding transcription factor activity, RNA polymerase II-specific. Lineage: Eukaryota; Metazoa; Chordata; Lepidosauria; Squamata; Pythonidae. Gene Ontology annotation, cellular component: nucleus. Gene Ontology annotation, biological process: regulation of transcription by RNA polymerase II.
UAAGAGGGAACUUUUUCUCCAAGGGGGCUGCGAGUUGAAGGCCAUGAAUUUCGAAUUUGAGCGAGAGAUUGGCUUUAUCAAUAGUCAGCCAUCGCUCGCUGAGUGCCUGACAUCUUUUCCCCCUGUCGGUGAUACAUUUCAAAGUUCAUCAAUCAAGAACUCGACGCUUUCACACUCGACACUGAUUCCUCCUCCUUUUGAGCAGACCAUCCCCAGCCUGAAACCGGGCAGCCACCCUCGCCACAGCAGCGGCAGCCGCCCCAAGCACAGCCCCAAUGGCAACAGCGGCAGCCCAGUGCCAGCCGGCGCCCUCCAGCCUCCGGAGUACCCCUGGAUGAAAGAGAAAAAGGCGUCCAAGAAAACCGCCCUCCCGCCUGCUUCGGCCUCCGCCCCUGGACCAGCUUGCCUGAGCCACAAAGAAUCUCUGGAGAUCUCCGAAAAUGGUAAUGGGGGCUCCAGGAGACUAAGGACUGCUUACACCAACACGCAGCUUUUGGAGCUGGAGAAGGAAUUUCAUUUCAACAAGUACCUCUGUAGACCAAGGAGGGUGGAGAUCGCCGCUCUCCUGGAUCUGACGGAGAGGCAAGUCAAGGUCUGGUUUCAAAACAGGCGGAUGAAGCACAAGAGGCAGACCCAGUGCAAGGAGAAUCAGAACAGCGAGGGGAAAUGUAAAGGCUUGGAGGACCCCGAAAAAGCCGAAGAGGAGGAAGAAGAGGAAGAAGAAGAGGAGGAAGAGGAGAAAUCUCUCUUUGAGCAAGCCCUUAACGAUGUUUCAGGCGCUCUUUUGGAAAGGGAAAGCUACACUUUUCAGCAGAAUGCCCUGGCUCAGCCGCAGGCGCCUCCAAGCCUCCACAAUGGAGAGUCCCAAACUUUUCCCGUUUCGCCUUUAACCAGCAAUGAGAAAAAUCUGAAACAUUUUCAGCACCAGUCACCCACUGUUCCCAAUUGCCUCUCAACAAUGGGCCAGAACUGUGCAGCUGCCCUGAACAAUGGCAGUCCGGAGGCCCUGGAAGUCCCUUCUUUGCAGGACUUCAGCGUUUUCUCCACAGAUUCCUGCCUACAGCUUUCUGAUGCCGCUGUCUCCCCCAGUUUGCCAGGAUCUCUCGACAGUCCUGUAGAUAUUUCAACCGACAGCUUUGACUUUUUCACAGAUACGCUCACCACAAUUGACUUGCAGCACCUGAAUUACUGAGAAAGGACAGACCUUCAUGCGCCAAGGGUUAUACCUUCCUUUUCUUUUUCCUAUCUCUCCUUAAUUUUUAUUUUCCCUUCCCAUUUCGAUUUGAUUCCUUUCCCUUUCUCAGUUAGUAUUUUCGGUUGUCCUAUCUGAUGUGUUGGAGAACUACUUUGCCGUUUCCCUAUGGCAUUUUAGUUGUGUUCAGUUUAACCUAGCCACAUUCUAGGUCCUUCUAUGAAAGCAAUAUAUAUGGCCUGUAAGAAAGUGAUCAUAUCGAAUUUGUAUCUUCACUUUCUUUUUAUUUUUGUAUUACAUUAGGGUGCGUUGUCAUAAGUAUUUUUGGUAGAAUAAAUUCUUGUUUACUACAAGCACCUUUUUUAUCUCUCUCUUUCUCUCUCUUCAUGCAUAGCACAAGGAAUUGCCCCCUCCCUUCCUUUGGUCUGAAAUAAAGCCAAACAAUUUGGUCACAGACCUCUGUCCUUUUUCAUGAGAAAGACAUUUAUUGGAAUGAAGCUAGCUGAAAUAAUUUACCUCCCUUUCCUCCCUGUCCCCCAAAAUGCAGUGUUACAAUCCUUCCCACAACUUAGAAUAUCUUUGACCCUUAUUAAAAAUAAAUUUCCCCCAUUUAAUACAUAUCACAUAUUAGAAUUAAAAAUACAGAAACACUGCUUUGGUGCUAUUAAAAACACUGUGAGUUUGUCUCUCACACACAUAUAUGUGAAAGAGAAUAUUUUGCAAAGGGAAAAAGCAAAUGCUGCUAGGAGGAUUGCUGCAUCUAUGCAGAUAGAUCAAAAUUUAUAUUUAUAUAUUAGUCACUGUGUUUAUUCUAUUUGCGAACCAUAUCUUGGAAGGGAAUGGUGGUGUGGGGAACCAACAAAGGUACACUUCUGAUGGAUUUUCCAGCGGUCCAAAGGUCCCAAGAAAAGAAAUCUAAAAGAGAGAGGAAAUCAAACAAGCCAUUUGGUAAAAGCUAGUUAUUAACUGUGCAAGGCAUAUAAAUUACCAGUUAAAAAUUGGGCUUAAAGAACAAAAGCUCAUACUGAAGGUGGAGAAAAAGGUGUUCCCACCAAAGCUCAGUCCGAACUAGGUUAACAAGUGUACAUUUCAGAAGACCUUUUAGCUAUCCCACCAAAGCACAUAAAAAAUGAAGAGGCCCAUCUAAAAGUGCUGUUAAUUGAAGGUGGUGUGUGUGCGUGUGUCCUCCAGUCCAAGUUAAAUUCAGCUCAUUCAUACAGGUUGAUAUGUGUUCUUUUGUGUCCUACAAACUAGCAGUCUGUAAGAGCAGACACCGUUUGUUUUCCUGGUGUGUGCGUAUGUGUGAAUCUCUCUCUCCCCUUCUCUUUGUAAGGAUGUGUGUAUGUGUUUGUGUAGAGAUAGACAUAGAAAGAAAAUGGCUCAGGUUUUGCAGGCACGCAUUUGCUAGUCCCUCUGCUCCGGGUGUGUUUAUUUUGGUGGCAGAUUGCUUCCCUGUUUUGCAACCCAUAUAAGUGGGGUGGCGCUGAACUACGUGGGUAAUAGCUGGAAGGACUGGAUGCAAUUCUUCCUAAACUCAUAAAUCAAACGCUUUCUGUGAAUGAGAAUGUCAUCAAAGAGAUCAAUUGCAGGAACACAUGCACAAAUAAAAAUCCUCUUACGUAUUUGCUGGGGUAGGGGAUCCCCGUCUAAAACCAUUAAGCUUGGAGGCGGCUAGUCAUAAUUCAUUUUUUAUUGCUCUGUUAAAACAACUGCUUGGCUAAGCUUCAGGUGCAGCAGGGAAUCCCCUUUUCCUUUUUUUCCCUCCCUUCUUCUCCUAGUACGAAGAUCGAAGAUCGCUCUUUUGGGGCACAACAUUUCCUUCGAAGAAGCACGUUUUCAUUUUCGUUUACAGACGUUUUACUUUAUAGGCAAGUAAGCAGGUCUGCUAGUUUGGGGACGCCCCCCUCCCACUAACAAAGAAGCCUUCGACACAAAUCAACUGCCCGCAGACCCCGAGCAGAUUUCCCCUUGAGACCAGAACUAUGCUGAGACAUAUAGUUCUUACACAAAAAAAGGGAGAGAGAGUGAGAAAGAAAUCUCAACAAUGAUUCCGGAAUGUAAAGGUUUUCGGGAAACUCUUGGGGUGUCUAACCCUCCGACAAACACAAGAAACGAACGACUUUGCUCCGUUCGGAAUACCAAAAACAACCUCGCAACAAAGGCGUCUGCGGGGGCGAAGUGGGGGGGGGGGAGGAUCAAGUCUUCAACUUCGCCUGGGUAGAAAAGAUCCGAGAAGUGAACUUUUGGAGAGGACUCCGCCGCGAGUUCGUGAAUCGAGCUGGAAACUUUGGUAGCUGCGUCCCAGCGAGGGACAAACCCCCUUCGUUUCUC